This is a messenger RNA of Mustela lutreola (European mink), 1633 nucleotides long. RefSeq names its product BRMS1 transcriptional repressor and anoikis regulator (gene BRMS1). Gene Ontology annotation, biological process: negative regulation of transcription by RNA polymerase II. Bases 314 to 1312 code for a protein of 332 amino acids. Lineage: Eukaryota; Metazoa; Chordata; Mammalia; Carnivora; Mustelidae. The transcript has 11 exons. Gene Ontology annotation, cellular component: Sin3-type complex. Gene Ontology annotation, molecular function: histone deacetylase binding. The record is from RefSeq and is a predicted model, not a curated record.
GCGGCGGGCCCCGCCUCCCGGAGCAGAGAGGAGGGCGCGACGUUUCCGGGAGCCCGGCAGCCGCGGGCACCUCUCAGGGAGUUUCCGACGUCAACCCGGAGGCCCCUUCCCCGCGCACAUCGGCUGGAGAGGCUGUGCAGGAGAGGCCUACAGCCGGGUUAGGCAGACAAAUGGAAAACGGGCAAUUAGAGAGGAAAUGUAAACACAUAGGGCUUCCUGGAGGGAGCGGCAUUUACACUGAUCUGAAGGUCUACAGAACUGGACCCAGAGAGGUUGGAAGAGCAUCGCAGUGAAAUCAAGCCUCCGAGCCCAGAUGCCCGUCCAGCCUCCGAGCAAAGACACAGAAGAGAUGGAAGCAGAGGGUGACUCGGCCGCCGAGAUGAACGGGGAGGAGGAAGAGAGCGGGGAGGAGCGCAGCGGCAGCCAGACGGAGUCCGACGAGGAGAGCUCAGAGAUGGACGAUGAGGACUACGAGCGGCGUCGCAGCGAGUGCGUCAACGAGAUGCUGGACCUGGAGAAGCAGUUCUCGGAGCUAAAGGAGAAGUUGUUCAGGGAGCGGCUGAGUCAGCUGAGGGCGAGGCUGGAGGAAGUCGGGGCUGAGCGGGCUCCUGAGUACACAGAGCCUCUGGGGGGCCUGCAGCGGAGCCUCAAGAUCCGCAUUCAGGUGGCAGGGAUCUACAAGGGCUUCUGUCUGGACGUGAUCCGGAACAAGUACGAGUGUGAGCUGCAGGGAGCCAGACAGCACCUGGAGCCCUUCCAGAGUGAGAAGCUGCUGCUGUACGACACGCUGCAGGGGGAGCUGCAGGAGCGGAUCCAGAGGCUGGAGGAGGACCGCCAGAGCCUGGACCUCAGCUCUGAGUGGUGGGACGACAGACUGCGCGCCCGAAGCAGCACAAAGGCCUGGGACUGCCUGCCGGCCAGCAAGAGAAAGAAGGCUCCUCUCGUCUCUGGUCCUUACAUUGUGUACAUGCUGCAGGAGAUCGACAUCCUGGAGGACUGGACGGCUAUCAAAAAGGCUAGAGCAGCUGUGUCCCCUCAGAAGAGAAAAGCAGACGCUUAUCACCUGCAGUGCUCUCCGCUUUUGGCAUUCCCUCAGGACCGUGACCUUGCCAUUCAGAGCCAGGGGGCCCCUUGGAGCAACUGGCCGCAAAGCCAGGAUCCACAUUUUCCUGCUGUGAGAAGGCAGACUGACAGGGUCUGUCCAGCCAGCUCCCCGGUACUGCUGGUGGAUCUUCCCCUCCAGCCAUCACUGGUCCGGACUCCUCUGCCCUCCUCGGGGGGCCUGCACAGCUGUGGCCCAGAGCUGCCCUAGCCAGGCCAGACUGUCUCCUCCGUCCCCAGCGCGUGCACCGGCGCCCCCUCCCAGAGGGCAGCCUCCUCCUCCCACAGAGAAGGUGGGGCUCCUCUUACACCAAAGCAGCAUCCUUCCUGAUGACCUUGGACCAGUCACUGAGCCAGUGAGCUGGGCCCCAUUUCGUGGGAACUCUGAGCCAGACAUCAUAUUUUGGGGGGCCUGUCUUUUCUGGCUGCUGUUGGAGGUGAGAAGGCAUGUUCCCCAGGUCUUCUCAAGGAGGUUCUUGGUGUCUCCCAGAUUUCAGGGACUGGAAUUAAAACCUUUCCUGGGACAUCGGUA